AUAACGGUAAAAAAAAAUGGUGACGAGCUAUCAAAACAGAGCUCAGGAUCAUCUCUGUUUUUAAAUUGUUACAAUAUUAUCGCCACGAACGCAUUAGUCGAACCCUCUAAGAGGAGGCGACGUUAAAUACAUGUGACUGACUUUGUCUGUAACUUUACUGUUUGACUUUGGAACGUGCAACCUUUCAUCUGAAUGAGCAAAAGCACGCAUCAGACCGAUGCUGGAAAACAGUUGAGGAAGGGUCACCGGAUCGAAAUGUUAACUGAUUUUGUUUUUCUUCACAGAUGCUGCCGGACCUGCUGAGCUUUUCCAGCAACUCGCGUUUUUGUUCCUGAUUUACAGCAUCCGCAGUUCUUUCGGUUUUUAUUCCAAGUGAUUUAUGGUGUGCCAUAGACUGUCCUUGAUAGCUGGGACAAGGCAAUUGGCGGCUUGCAAAGGGAAGAAGCUUAAAGUAUGGCAUGCAAAGAUGGUUCCAGCCAGGGAGUCUGUGAUCAGGAUGUCUUACAGUUACAUUUCCACUCUGCUUUACUUUAUCUACGUGACAGCGUGUAUCGGUGAGAGCUCACCAGAAAUCAAGAAAGAUGAGAAAUUAUAUCCAGAAAAUUUUACUCGUAUACUGGACAGACUCCUGGACGGAUAUGACAACCGAUUGCGACCCGGAUUCGGGGGGGCUGUGACUGAAGUGAAAACAGAUAUCUACGUAACAAGCUUCGGGCCAGUGUCUGACGUUGAGAUGGAAUACACAAUGGAUGUGUUUUUCCGCCAAACCUGGGUGGAUAAAAGACUGAAGUAUGACGGCCCUAUUGAAAUUCUUCGCCUUAACAACAUGAUGGUCACUAAAGUCUGGACACCUGACACGUUCUUUAGGAACGGGAAAAAAUCCAUUUCCCACAAUAUGACCGCUCCAAACAAACUAUUCAGAAUUAUGCAGAAUGGCACAAUUCUGUACACUAUGAGACUUACCAUUAGUGCAGAGUGUCCUAUGAAACUGGUUGAUUUCCCAAUGGAUGGCCAUGCUUGUCCUCUUAAGUUUGGAAGCUAUGCAUAUCCUAAAAGUGAGAUAAUAUACACAUGGACAAAAGGUCCUGAAAGAUCAGUGGAGGUACCCAAAGAAUCUUCUAGCUUGGUGCAGUAUGAUCUUGUUGGACAAACAGUAUCUAGUGGCACAGUUAAAUCCAUUACAGGAGAAUAUGUGGUGAUGACAGUCUAUUUUCACUUGAGAAGGAAAAUGGGCUAUUUCAUGAUUCAGACUUACAUACCCUGUAUCAUGACGGUUAUUCUCUCUCAAGUGUCAUUUUGGAUUAACAAGGAAUCAGUUCCGGCUCGAACAGUUUUUGGUAUAACAACGGUUCUAACUAUGACAACACUAAGCAUCAGUGCUAGACAUUCUCUGCCAAAGGUCUCCUAUGCUACAGCCAUGGACUGGUUCAUUGCAGUUUGCUUUGCGUUUGUGUUCUCUGCUCUGAUUGAAUUUGCUGCUGUUAACUACUUCACAAAUAUACAAGCCGAAAACGCCAAAAAAAGGGCGGCCAAGCCUCCUGCUGCAUCUCCAUUGACUUCAAUAAAGACAGUGUCUGCCUCAGAGGUUGUGAUUCAGCACCCUGAUUCAAAUGGUAAUUUGAGGAAGAGAAUGAACUUCUUGGUGCAAUCAGAUAAUCUUGGCACUGAAAAAGACCACUUGGAGAAUGAUAACAAGAGUGCAAUAUCAAGACCAUCUCUAAUUGGCCAGGUACCUCCCUCAACUAUUACUUCACCGUCUUCUGUGCCAACACCCAGUAAAUUUGGGCACGCACAUGCAUCCCCUACAAUGCCAUUGGCAAGAAGCACACCACCACCCCCUCCUUGCACUCCUACAAUAGCCUCAUUGAGACCCACUCCAGUUCAUCGCCUAUGUGGAGCAACGCUAGAGCAGAACCUGCUACCAUCCAGACUGUUUGGUCAAUCCUCAAAGCAUUCUUCACCCACCGCCGUUGUAUCUGCUCCAGCCCUUCCUCCAGCUUCAUCUGCAAAUAGUGGAACAAGCAAAAUUGACAAAUAUGCUCGCAUACUUUUUCCGGUUACAUUUGGUGCAUUUAACAUGGUCUACUGGGUAGUCUACCUCUCAAAAGACACCAUGGAGAAAAUGGAGGGUGGAAUGUAAUUUUGCUGCUACAGAAAAAUCAUCUCAUCUGUAAGAACAUUUCACAAUCCAUCAAAAAAAUGCAGGGGUUUCAUUUAAGGUGUGUUAAUCUAAUGUGUAUAGAUAGCAGGGUUCUCAGUAAUGGCUGAUUUCAAUUGAACAGUACUCAUGCAGACAGAACUACCAUAUCUUAUUGCUGAGGAUAAAUGUGUGUAGCUGGUGUUAUCGUCCUCUAAGGUUUGAAUAAAGAAGUAAAAGUUGGAAUAUACGAAGAUAAUCAGCAAUGUAAAGAAAAGCAUCUGCAUUUAAGAAAACUAAACAGAAGUACUGAGAAACAAAACUGCAAGCUCAUCAGCAGCUGAAGGAAAAAUGUAAUGUUGCCAGUGACAACCAAGCCCUUUCAGCAGAACUGAGUUUUCUGAUUUCAGUUUUUAACUCUGGACUCAAGUGAUCAAAUGAAGUAAGUUCUCAAUUCUGCUACCUGAAGAUCCACCGAACGAAAGAUUAAAUAUUUUGUGGCUGUCCAAAUAUUUUAACAUGCAAUGUCAUCUUUUCCGGGCUAACCAGAAUAUAACAAGGAAAAAUAAUUUACAGUUUGGUAUUUUUAUAACUAGUAUUAAUUUAAAAAUAUAUUUUGUUCUAAGAUAUAUUUGGUGACACCAACAAAAUUUUUACAAGUUGGUGUGUUUCUAACAAUUGGAAAAGUGCCUGUGAAUUCUCAAUAGAAAUCAAAUAUAGAAAAAGUAAGGUGAGACCAGAGCAUCAUUAGUAAACCUAUGUUCAUUUCCUGUGACAAGUAGGAGGUGCCACCACUGAGUAACUAAAAACUGUCGAAAAUGGAACAGUCAAGCCAUGAGGCUAAGAUCAGUUCUUCAUUGCAUUCACGUUUGACGAAACCCGUGAUACUUCCACAUCAUAACGUCAGGCAGCUUUUGAACUUGACAAAUGUAACUCUGAGAUGUUCAGUGGUUUGUUUUAUUGACAAUGUAUUUCUGUGCAGCUGAUUCCACUGUCUUUUUGGAGAGGAGAUGUUAAUGACCUGAAAAGUUGAUAGCAAGCAAAUGGUUUAGGAGAUUCUACGACCUGGAACAGGAACAUUCCCUCUUGACAAAGAGAUCGUGGUUAACAUACUGUCCUCUUUCUGCUCUUUCAUUGUUUUUGCUUGAGCUUUCCAUUUGGCAACUCUACAUAGAUCAGGAAGUUUGUUGGCCUGCUGAGUGGUCUGUGCAACAUGAAUGUACCACUUAAUAAAGCCUAGUUAUGAAGAUGGUAUCUCUAAAAUAAUUCAAUGAAUUUAUUUUUGUGGAACUGGGAGGAGCAGCCUAAAUUUCUAAAAUGAAGACAGAAAUUGCCAGGUAAACUCAAUGGGUCUGGCAGCAUCUGUGGAGAGAGACAGAGUUGACGUUUCAAGUCCAAUAUGCAUCCUUUGGUUCUGUCAUUAAGACAGCUCAGUAGUACAUAUUUCUGGAUCAUUAUUUUUUAAAGUAGGCAUUAAUAUUACACAGUGUCUAUGCUUUAUCUUCAUAGCAAUAUUUCCAUAGAAGUUAGCAAAAUCAGGAAGGAAUUGUCCCUUUUGAUCACAUUAGUGGUGCCUUUCAGUAUUUUAAGGAGUUAGGUCAUUUCAUUUCUCAAGGUGGCUGCUUCCGAAAUUGUUUCAGUUGUACACACUUAAUAUGUUAGGUUACAAAGUUAUAAAUGCUUCUCUUCUUUCCAAAACAUAAUUGCCUUUUCCAAUAUAAAGUGCCAAAAUUGUCUUCAAUUCCAACAAUGGUGUUACCAAAGAUUUGCAGGGUUAAACCUGUUCUCAUUUAUUCUACACCAGUUAGUUUGUUAACGUCUUCCUGCUGACUAGAUAUUGUUAAUUGGUACAUUGCUCAAUCAUUGCAUUUCUUUUUGCAAAGCACGUCAAGCUCACCUUUUUAUAUCAACACACAUGGGUGCUUUGUGACAGAGUGGUAGUAUCCCUACCUCUAAACCAGGUUACUUAGUUUCAAGUUCCACCUACUCAGACGUGUGUAACACCAUCUCUAACAGGUUUAUUAGGAAAAUAUAUAACAACAAGCUUAAGCUCGAGCCCAUUGCACCAUUAGCAGGCUGUACUGAAUUUCUACUGUGAAAUCGAUAAUUUGGAUGGGCAAGCCCCACAAAAAAGAAACGAUCACCAACACAAUAUUAUUUUAGCUUUUAUUUCAUCUCACUUAAUUAAAUUAGAUUUUUUUGGAAUUUUUAUAGCCCAUAAAACGACUCAGAUUGAAAUUGGAUCUCAAUGCCCCCUUUCUGUUGGAUAAAGAAGUAUGAGGCGCAAUUCAUGCACCAAUGUCCUGCACCCCAUUGAUUGCUGAAAAAUGUUGUACCUGAAAGUAGUAAAUCUCUGGUGGUAACAUAAAAUGGAUGCUAGGCCUUUCUGAUAUUUGAAUAAAUACACCCAUAAUAUUAUGUUUCACCAAUAACGUAAUUUUUCCAAUAGACAUUUAUUUCAAAUCAUCUUUGCCUCAUUUCUUCACAAUUGCCUCUUUGAAGCCUUCUAGAAAUAUCAAUCUUUUUGACAACUAAUGUCAAUUAUCCAUGAACCACUUUAAAACAUUUCAGCUUGAUUUUAUGUUUGUCACUGCUUAUUAUACUUACAUUUCAUUUUUCUUGAACAUUAUUUGACUCCAUUCCUUAGUCAGCAGUAAUUAUUAGUUGAUCAAGGUCUUUGCCUUGCCAUAGCAAUUCUGUAUUAGCACGCUGAAUCUAAUAGGUCUUUAGGAUUCUUCAAUGACUCGUGACCAAUGUAGUAAAUGUUCAGGUGCCCAGUGUAGAUAAACUGGUGACUUCAGGCCUGAAAUUAGAUGCUGAUUUUUUUCUAAAUCGGUCAUAUUGAGCAUCAUUCUUACCAUAUCAGAUUUUUCCUCCUCAGGAAUGCAUACAGUCCAGUAGCCAUUGUAAAUGCUUGCUUUAAUGAGCUCCCACAACUCCCUUCAUAACACUUAUCCUUUGUAUGAAAGAUCAUUUCACUUACUUGUUUUUUGCGAAAUGUAUUUUCCUUGAUUUCUUUUAUAAAUCAUUACUUCAUGGGAUAUGGGUGUCACUGGCAAGACCAGUAUCUAUAGCCAAUCCCUCAAUGCAUUUAAGAGACAACCACAUUGCUGUGGCUCUGGGAUCACAUAUAGAACUGACCAGGUAUGGACAGCUGUUUCCUUCCCUAAAGGACAUCAGUGAAGCAGAUGGGUUUUUAUGACAAUUGACAAUGAUUUCUUAGUUAGACUCCUAAUUCCAGAUUGUUAUUGAAUUCAUAUGCGGCAGGAUUCUUAUCCAUUCCCCAGAAAACAACUUGGUUCUCUGAGGUUUUUCCUUGUCUAAUUACAUCACUAGGUCAGAAGAACCAGGAGCAGGAGUAAACCAUCUGGUCCUUCGAGCCUGCUCUGCUAUUCAAUAAGAUCAUGGCUGAUCUUUUCAUGGCCUCAGUUCCACUUACUCACCUCUCACCAUAACCCUUAAUUUCUUUACUAUCCAAAAAUUAUUUAUCUUAGCUUUAAAAACAUUAAAUGAGGAAGCCUCAAUUACUUCACUGGACAAGGAAUUCCACAGAUUCACAACCAAUUGGGUAGAGAAGUUCCUGUUCAUUUCAGUCCUAAGUCUGGUCCUCCUAAUUUUGAAACUAUGCCCAUUUGUUCUUGUUUUACUGCCAGUGAAAACAUUUCCCUGCUUCCAUCUUAUCUAUUCCCUUCAUAAUUUUAUAUGUUUCCAUAGAUCCCCCCUCAUUCUUCUAAAUUCCAAUGAAUUUAAUCCCAGUCUAUUCAGUUUGCCCUCAUAAGCCAACUCUUUUAACUCUGGAAUCAACCGAGUGAUUCUCCUCUGCACCCCUUCCAGUGCUGGUACAUCCUUUCUCAAGUAAGGAGACCAAAACUGCACACAGUACUUCAGGUGUGGCCUCACCAGUACCCUAUACAGCUGUAACAUAGCCUCCCUGCUUUUAAACUCAAUCCCUCCAGCAAUGAAGAACUAAAUUCAUUUGCCUUCUUAUUUACCUGUUGUACCUGCAAACCAGCCUUCUGUGAUUCAGGCACAAGGACACCCAGGCCCCUCUGCACAGCAGCAUGCUGCUAUUUUUACCAUAUUAGUAAAAUCCCUUUGACUGUUAUUCCUACCAAAAUAGAUGAUGAUUUACCAAAAUUGAAUUCUAUCUGGCAGACCUUUACCCACUCACUUAAACUAUCUAUAUCCUUUUGAAAACUUUUAGAGUCCUUUGCACACUUUGCUCUACUCUCAUUUUAGUAUUAUUCACAAACUUUGACAUACUAUACGUGAUCCCCAACUCCAAAACAUCUGAGUAAAUUAUAAACAAUUGUGGUCCCAACAACUGAUCCCCAAGGCACAUCACUAGUCACUGUUUGCCAACCAGAAAAGUACUCAUUUAUCCCCAUUUUUUGCUUCUUGUUAGUUAACCAAUUCUUGAUCCUUGCUAAUGCAUUGCCUAUACACCAUGCACUUUUCCCUUAUGCAGCAGCCUCUUGUGCAGCACCUGGUCGAAUGGCUUUUGGAAAUCCAGAUUCAUCACAUCUACUGGGUCCCCAUUGUCCACUGCGCUAGUAAUGUCUUCAUAGAAUUCCAACAAAGUAGACGUGCAUCACCUGCCUUUCGUGAAUUCAUGCUGUGUCCACCCAAUAGGGACAGUUUUUAUCUUGAUAUCUUGUUUUGCCUUCCUUGAUGAUAGAUUCAAGCAUUUUCCCCACUAUUGGAGUUAAGCUAACCAGCUUAACCAUCAUUAUCUCCAUAAGUUCCCCUCUCUAUUCCUCCUGUCUGAGAAGUUGACUCUUUUCUGGUCUUAACAGUCCAGAUAGCAGAUGCCAUCUGAUAAAUAGAUUAAGUGAGAGCCAAAAGAAUGAAGGAAUAGUAUUUCAUGUUGGUUUUUCCUUUACCUUUGUUGUAUUCAUAAGAGGGGAUGGAUAAGGUGAAUAGCAAAGGUCUUUUCCCUCGGGUACAGGAGUUCAAAACUACAGGGCAUUCUUUAAGGCGAGAGCCAAAAGAUUUAAAAGAGUCAUGAGUGGCAAUGUGUGGAAUGAAUUGUGUGGAAUGAAUUGCCAGAGGAAGUGAUAGAUGCAGGUAAAGUUAUAAUAUUUAAAAGACUUUUGGGUAGGUACAUAAGUAGGAAAGGUUUAGAGUGAUACAGGCCAAACGCAGUUACGUGGGACUAAUUUAGUUUGGGAAACUUGGUCAGCAUUGAUGGGUUGGACCGAAGAGUCUGUUUCUGCAGUGCAUGACUUUAUAAAAGUUUAUAAAACUCAUUUGAAAUGCUGCAAACAUCAUUUAUGUUAUUGUACCAGGAUUUCUAGAUCUCUGUAACUCGUGCAAUGAAUGAAAUGGAAAAUCUCACAGAAAUUGACCUCGUCAAUGUCAGUGAACCAUAUUAGUUUGGAGAAAAUGAGAGAGGAGACAUCAUAAUCAAACCUCUUUCUGUUCUAAUGCAAAGUUUUUUUAAUAUAUGAACUAAAGGCCUUGACACCCAGGUUUACUUUUUAUUUGUCUUUGUGUCCUUUUCAAUGGGAAUGGUAUCCUUCCUAUGAUUAGAGGUCUGGAACUCAGUACAGAACAUCAGAUAGAUUCAGACCAGUGCUAUUCACAAUAGCAAUAAUUGUCUUCACAUUUAUACUUUGUUCUUACAUUCAUUUAACCCAGGAACAUAUUUGCCACUAUUAAUACAGCUAAGCACUGAGAUGAUGGUUUCAUAAAUUAAGCACUUAGAACAUUUAGAUAUGCAUCUUUCUUUGCUAAUCAGCAGGAUGUUCAAACUACAAAAAAAACUGGAAAUACUUAGAUCUGAAAAAUUAAUUCUGUUCCUCUCACAGAUACUACUUGACCUGCUGAGUAUUUCCAGCAUUUUUGUUUUUACUUUACAUUUCCAGUAUUUUGCUUUUGUGUUAGCUGGUUGUUUGAUUUAAUUCAUAAUUCCUGUUUCAAAACAAUUUACAUUACUGAAUGCUUUGCAAUGUGACUUCUCCCAUCAAUCAGCUUGAGGCUGGAAAAUUGGAUGGUUGUUUGCGGGGUGCAAACAUUUUGUUGUUUGGAAGAUGUUCCCCAAAAGUGUAAGAUACGUGCCUCACUGUCUUUAUGGAAUCAUUAGUGUUGUGUCCCUAUCUUAGUUAUCUUUCAUUUGAUGAUAUGAUGUCAUUUCUUCUACUUUGCGAAAGCAUUUACCUGUCUGAGCUACUAGUAAUAGCAGAAUCCAAAUUAUUAUUGUUUGUUGGCAUAAUGUAAAAUCAUAUUCACAAAUUGCUUCCAACAGCUUCUUUUCAGUUAUGCUAUCCAUCCUUUCAUACACAUGAUGUUAUGUUUCACCCAUAAUAUCACUUCUCCAGUUGACAUCUAUCUUUGCAAAAUUUUCAAACCAUCUUUGCUUCAUUUCUUGACAAUUGCCUCUUUGAAGUCUGCCAGCACGUCAAUCUUUUUGACAGCUUAUUUCAAUUAUACCUGAACUACAUUAAAACAUUUCAACUUGUUCUUUUGCUUAUCACUGCUUAUUAUACUUGUAUUUCUUUAUUUCUUGAACAUUAUUUGACUCUUAGUCAGCAGUAGUUAUUGUGUUCUUCAAGGUCUUUGCCUGUCCAUAGCAAUUCUCAUUUCAACAUAUAAAGUUCCAUCGGCCGCUUUAAAGUAUUUGUUAGUUUCAUUUAAUCUUUAUGCUUGAAUAUGUCUUCAAAAAAUAUGAUGAUUAAAUGGGUUAAGUCACAAUUCCAAAUAAAAAAUAACUUUAUGGAAAUAAUUGCGAACUUAAAGACAAAAAUUGGAAUAUGUUCCAUUUCAAAGAUAAAAAUAUGUUUAUACACUAUGGCCAGUUUAUGCAUAUACAGAUACGAGGAAAUAUAAUAACCGCACUACCACAUUAAGAUUAAAGAUUACACUGUCUUCCUGAUACUUAUUGGCAGAUUCAACAAAUUAUAUUAACUACUAUGAUGGUUUUCAGUUCUCAGAAAACUCUAAAUGAAUUCACAUCCCAUAUUUUUAAAAAAAUUCAUUUUCACUUCACAGGAUGACUUUUACAACAAUCGUGUUACCAGUUUGAUGCCUAAAUGCUGGUUCAUGUUUUCUGUUAGAAUUACUGGGCUUUGUAAACAAAAAAGGAAAGUAUCUGGAUGAAGAGUGGGAAUU
Stegostoma tigrinum is the source of this 9247-nucleotide messenger RNA. Its product is annotated as gamma-aminobutyric acid receptor subunit alpha-4-like. NCBI's taxonomy places the organism in Eukaryota, Metazoa, Chordata, Chondrichthyes, Orectolobiformes, Stegostomatidae. The record is from RefSeq and is a predicted model, not a curated record. Gene Ontology annotation, biological process: chloride transport; nervous system process; gamma-aminobutyric acid signaling pathway. Bases 380 to 2140 code for a protein of 586 amino acids. Gene Ontology annotation, cellular component: synapse; neuron projection; GABA-A receptor complex. The transcript has 10 exons. Gene Ontology annotation, molecular function: GABA-gated chloride ion channel activity; inhibitory extracellular ligand-gated monoatomic ion channel activity; benzodiazepine receptor activity.